GUACUGGGUAAAUUGAGAUUCUUAGACGUAACAUUAAACAUGAUCUCUCAGAUUACAGAAUAUCAUUUAUUUGGCCUGCACAGCUUGGAUACCCUCAUGUCGCAAGAAAACCCCCUUGUACAUAUCGACGUGUGUGCAUUGAUCCACCUCACUUCACUGAACAGCGUAGAUUUAGGGGACUUUCUCCCUCCUCCAAGUGAGGUGGAGAACAGUAUGAAUGUGACACAUAUAUUUGGUGCCAUCCCACAAGGGCUGACUCAUUUGAACCGGGGCCCAAGGACAGAGACAUGUCCAGGUCAUCAUCUAUCACCUUAUGGAGGCAGAGCUAACAUGCAAGAAUGAAAAUGCUAUCUAGAACUUUAAUAGGUACUCAGAGGCCAAUUGUUCCCUAGACGUGGGCUUUGUCCUGUUCAUCUGCACCUCCCUGGGCCUUCUCCUGUUCAUGCUGGCGGUGCUGCUCCAUUAGCUGGCCGGGGACUACCUGCUGGCCUCGGACACAUCGCCCGCAGCUGGCUGGAGGAUGCCAUGUGGAGGCCUUUGUGUCGUUCAGCGGGAGAGACAAGCGCUGGGUGGUGGAGAAGCUGCUGCCAGGCGUAGCAGAGGGGACCCCCUUUCCUGCGUGUCUGCUUGGACAGCAGGGACUUCCAGCUGGGGAAGGACAUCAUGGACAACAUCACAAACAGCCACUACGGCAGCCGCUACUCCCUGAGUCGUCACUACCUGUGCAGUAACUGGUGCUCUUUAAAGCUACGCCUGGCCACCCUCCGUCUGCUGGUGGAGCACAGGAACAUCCUCAUCCUGGUCUUCCUGGAGGACAUCCCCCUCGGCAACUGUCAGUCCAGCACCGUCUGGCCAGACUGGUCAAGAGCAGGACCUAUCUGGACUGGCCCAAGGACUCGGCCUUGCAGCCUCCCUUCUGGGACCGCAUAUGGACCAAACUGGCUCCUCCAGGGCCUGUGUGA
Messenger RNA from Coregonus sp. 'balchen', 962 nucleotides. The record is from the annotation of a GenBank genome assembly. NCBI's taxonomy places the organism in Eukaryota, Metazoa, Chordata, Actinopteri, Salmoniformes, Salmonidae.